Molecule: messenger RNA, 339 nt
Organism: Ilex paraguariensis (yerba mate)
Lineage: Eukaryota; Viridiplantae; Streptophyta; Magnoliopsida; Aquifoliales; Aquifoliaceae
Source: the annotation of a GenBank genome assembly
AUGGAAGGUGAAUUGAAGCCAAUGGAUGCAGAACAACUGAGAGAGAACGCUCACAAGAUGGUAGAUUUCAUUGCUGAUUACUACAAGAACAUCGAGAAUUUCCCUGUCCUCAGCCAAGUUGAGCCUGGGUAUCUAUGCAAACUACUGCCAGAUGCUGCACCUACACGCCCUGAAACCUUGCAAGAUGUUCUUGACGAUGUUCAGGCAAAAAUAUUUCCUGGGGUGACCCAUUGGCAAAGCCCUGAUUUUUUGCAUAUUAUCCUUCUAAUAGCAGUGUUGCGGGGUUUUUGGGAGAAAUGCUCAGUGCCGGAAUUAAUAUGGUGGGAUUCAGCUGGAUAA